Daldinia caldariorum is the source of this 1495-nucleotide messenger RNA. Its product is annotated as Pex12 amino terminal region-domain-containing protein. Gene Ontology annotation, molecular function: zinc ion binding. The transcript has a single exon. Gene Ontology annotation, cellular component: peroxisomal membrane. NCBI's taxonomy places the organism in Eukaryota, Fungi, Ascomycota, Sordariomycetes, Xylariales, Hypoxylaceae. Bases 151 to 1482 code for a protein of 443 amino acids. The record is from RefSeq and is a predicted model, not a curated record. Gene Ontology annotation, biological process: protein import into peroxisome matrix.
GGUAUUAACAGCUUCAAUCAAACCUAACCUUUAUUUUAAACUUUUACAGCUUCAACAUUCUUUACUGCACACACACACUGAAAACGCACCUUUAAUUAAUAAUAACCUUCGAUUGAUAUGCCAUCUCUCGUAUAGUCUUUCAACACCACAAUGGCAACCGAAACGGCGCCACCGCCCUCCAACAUUCCUCCCACCUCCUCCUCCUCCUCAUCACCACCAUCACCACCAUCAUCAUCGUCUCCAUCCGCAUCCACAUCUACCACGACGACCACCACCUCCUCCUCUCCAUACCCCUACGCCUUCGCCCCCGACAUAAUCCGCGCCCACCAGAAGGACGCCUACUUCCAGGGCCUCCUGACGAACCAGCUAUCCGAGCUUCACCGACGGCUCCUCGGCGCCCGGUCCGCGCACGCCUGGGCCUCCGAGUCCCGCACCCUCGCCGACCUCCUGUACCUCUCCCUCACCACCCUCGUCGGCAACCGCACCCUCGGCGAGGAGUACUGCGGCCUCGUCCAGGUCGAGUCCCCCUCCGGCGCCCUCCCGUCCCUCCGCCGCCGCGCCGCCUACAUCGCCGGCAGCAUCCUCGCCCCCUACGCCCUCUCCCGCUUCCUGCCCAAGAUCCGCGCCCGCAUCCGCGCUCGGCUGCAGCGGAACUUGGGCCUCCAGCCCGGCGACGGUAACGGUACCGCGGAAGAGGUAUCCGCCAAGCUGAAAACCCAAAAACACCAACACAGGAAGACGAUAUCCUGGUCGUACAAGCUCCAGGCCUACCUCCUCACCCACCUCACCUCGCUCACGUCCCCCUCGCACGUCCACGCCGUCAGCCUCGCCCUCUUCUACUUCGGUGGGUCGUACUACGAGCUGGCGAAGCGCCUCGCCGGGCUAAGAUACGUCUUCACCCGCAAGGCGCCGUCGCCCGAGUCCUCCUCCGACCGCGCCGCCGGCUACGAGCUCCUCGGCGUCCUGCUGGCCGUGCAGAUGGCCGUCCAGGCGUACCUGCACGUGCGCGCGGCGCUGGCCUCGGCCUCCGACGCGCCCGACACCGCCGCCGCCCUCGAGGCCACGUCCUCGAGCGUCGAGCGGCCGAGGUCCGGCGGGAUCCUCGCCGUGUCCCUGGACAACAACGCGUACUCGUCGAACAAUGAGCUCCUGCUCGCCACGGCGGCGGGUUCGGCCCAAGGGGGCGGCGCCGGCGGCACGAGAAUCGACAUCCUGGCCGCGACGCACACCCCGCCGCCCCCCGGCGGCCCGAGCAACCCCCGGUACGACCUGGCGGACGACAGGGGCAUGCGCUGGAUCAAGGGCACCCAGCAGCGCAAGUGCACGCUGUGCCUCGAGGAGCUCAAGGACCCGUCCGCCACGCCGUGCGGCCACGUCUUCUGCUGGGCCUGCAUCGGCGAUUGGGUUCGCGAGAAGCCCGAGUGUCCGCUGUGUCGGCGCGAGGCGCUGGUCCAGCAUAUCCUGCCGCUGCAGGCUGUUUGAGCUUCGUAGAAAU